AUUCUCUUCGAAUUUCCCACACAUCCCAAUCUAACUCUCCCAUCCCAGCAGCUAGUCCAUUGCCACAUCUACACCACCCAGGGCACUGUUACGGUGCUCAGCUCUCAACCCCUUCGAUUUGAUUUCUUGGUUUUCUCCCCCAGCAAAAAGAAAAUAUGGUGACCGUUGAUGAAAUUAGGAAGACGCAACGGGCGGAGGGUCCUGCCACCAUCAUGGCCAUAGGAACAUCGACCCCUCCAAACUGUGUUGAUCAAAGCGCGUACCCUGACUAUUAUUUUCGCAUCACAAACAGUGAGCAUAAGGCGGAGCUUAAAGAAAAAUUCAAGCGAAUGUGUGAGAAAUCCAUGAUCAAGAAGCGGUACAUGUACUUGACUGAGGAGAUCUUGAAAGAAAAUCCUAGUGUGUGUGAAUACAUGGCGCCUUCAUUGGAUGCUAGACAGGACAUGGUGGUGGUCGAGGUACCAAGGUUGGGUAAAGAAGCAGCUACCAAGGCCAUCAAGGAAUGGGGUCAACCCAAGUCCAAAAUAACCCAUCUAGUGUUUUGCACAACUAGUGGCGUGGACAUGCCCGGGGCUGACUAUCAACUCACUAAACUUUUAGGCCUCCGCUCAUCGGUCAAACGUUUUAUGAUGUAUCAACAAGGUUGUUUCGCUGGUGGCACGGUGCUCCGUCUUGCUAAGGACCUCGCCGAGAACAACAAAGGCGCUCGUGUGCUAGUCGUGUGCUCUGAAAUAACAGCCGUGACAUUUCGAGGCCCUAGCGAUACUCAUCUUGAUAGCCUUGUUGGUCAAGCAUUGUUUGGCGAUGGCGCAGCUGCUCUUGUAAUAGGCUCUGAUCCAGUGAUAGGAGUCGAGAAGCCUUUAUUUGAGCUAGUCUCAGCAGCCCAAACUAUUCUACCCGACAGCGAUGGGGCUAUAGAUGGACAUCUCCGUGAAGUUGGGCUUACAUUUCACCUCCUCAAGGAUGUUCCUGGGCUUAUUUCAAAGAAUGUUGAGAAGAGCCUGACUGAGGCGUUCAAGCCUCUGGGCAUCUCGGACUGGAACUCCCUUUUCUGGAUAGCGCACCCUGGUGGACCAGCAAUUCUAGACCAGGUGGAGGCUAAGUUGGCGCUGAAACCAGAGAAACUGCGAGCCACUAGACAUGUGCUGAGUGAGUAUGGAAAUAUGUCGAGUGCCUGUGUUCUGUUUAUUUUGGAUGAGAUGAGAAAGAAAUCUGCUGAGGAUGGGCUUCAAUCUACUGGAGAAGGGCUGGAAUGGGGUGUGCUUUUUGGGUUUGGGCCUGGGCUCACUGUUGAGACUGUGGUGCUCCACAGCGUGGCUCCAACAAUCUAGAUGCUGCUUCUGUUGAUUUACAGGGGCAGCAUCCACUUCAACUUCUGUGGCAUUGUUUUUCUUUUCUUUUCGUUUGGGUUUUCUCUCCUUUGAGGGCAUUAUAAGUGGGCGAGGGAUCAAGGCAAUGGUGUUUGGCUUUACCUUUGUAAUAAUUUUUAUUCGAAAAGCUCUAUCAACAAUUUAUGUUAUUAGAA
Populus trichocarpa (black cottonwood) is the source of this 1525-nucleotide messenger RNA. Its product is annotated as chalcone synthase 1. Lineage: Eukaryota; Viridiplantae; Streptophyta; Magnoliopsida; Malpighiales; Salicaceae. The transcript is spliced from 3 exons. Gene Ontology annotation, biological process: polyketide biosynthetic process. Bases 156 to 1331 code for a protein of 391 amino acids. The record is from RefSeq and is a predicted model, not a curated record. Gene Ontology annotation, molecular function: acyltransferase activity, transferring groups other than amino-acyl groups.